This is a messenger RNA of Eriocheir sinensis (Chinese mitten crab), 4496 nucleotides long. RefSeq names its product mushroom body large-type Kenyon cell-specific protein 1-like (gene Eip93F). Gene Ontology annotation, molecular function: DNA binding. Gene Ontology annotation, cellular component: nucleus. The coding region runs from base 90 to 2957 and encodes 955 amino acids. The record is from RefSeq and is a predicted model, not a curated record. Lineage: Eukaryota; Metazoa; Arthropoda; Malacostraca; Decapoda; Varunidae. Gene Ontology annotation, biological process: regulation of transcription by RNA polymerase II. The transcript has 6 exons.
AGGUAAGCGUCCCGUGUGAGGGGGAGACGUUGGUGAAGUGCACCGCUGGACAGGUGUGUUGAGGUCUCGAACGUGUACUGGAGGAGCUGAUGGGGGAGUCCGCGUGGCUUAAAGUGCGCUCCGACUUGUACCCGAGUCCUGGGGGGGAGCGCGGCCCCCGACAGUCCCCGACCCCUGCCCUCCCCCCGCAGGACUGGGACCCCGCCGCGCCCUGCUUCGUCUGCCUCGGCACCGGCAACGCCGACACCCAGUCUGAGUGGCCGGCGCGGGAGGGCGCGACGCCCAACACCAGUGUCGCAGACUCCCCGGGAGACCCCACCUGCACCCCGCCACCGCCGCCGCCGCCGCCGCCGCCCAGCACUCAGGGGAGCCACCCCACGGACGCUGCCGAGGCCACACUUGACCUCUCCACGACGCGGCCGCCAUCCACGCCCACGCCGUCGUCAGGGGGCAGCAGCAGCGUGUCGCGCACCCCCACCUGCGGCGAGGCGAGGAAUGUGUCCGUGGGCGUGGAGGCGAGCCUGGCCCCGGAGCUCGGGCCGCGCCUACCGCUGGGGCUCUACACCGCCAACCUGCCGCCGCACCUGCUGCCCUGGAUCCUCUCCUCCCACCUCCACCACCUGGCCAGGGCGCACCAGGUGAGCGAGGAGGCGUGCGAGGACCGGGAGCAGCAGCCUCUGGACCUGAGUGCCAAGUCGCAGGUGGAGAGCAUCAAGAGGGAAGUGGGCGUGGUCUGCAGCCCCCCGCCCACCAUCAACCCCCUCUUCCCUUCCUAUGAGAGGGCCGUGCACACCUCAGUCCCCAUAGACACCAAAGUCACCUCUACCAGGGGUCGCCGGCGCGGGGACCUCAGCAAGCGGUCGUACACGGAGGAGGAGCUGCAGGCGGCGCUGCGGGACAUCCAGAGUGGCAAGCUGGGCACGCGGCGUGCGGCGGUCAUUUACGGCAUCCCGCGCUCCACGCUCAGAAACAAGGUGUACAAGCUGGCCAUGGAGAGAGACAGGAACAAGAAGCUGGCAGAGCAGAGUGGCAACGAGUCCGUGCAGACGGAGGCCAGGUCUGGCUUCUCACAGCACUACAACGGCAGCAGCGGCACGUCCGUGGCGGCGGGCGGCUGCAGCGGCGGGGAGGAGGUGAAGGCCUCGCCGGAGUGCAUCAGGACGCUGCUGCAGACCAAGGUUGUGGAGAAGCUGGAGGAGAUGAGCCGCAAGGGAGGCCGCCAGGUGAUGGACUCCCGGCCGGCGGUGGAGGCCAUGCUCAGACACCUCCUCAACAACAUUCCGAAGCUCGCCCUCAACAAGGACAACGUGCAGACGUCCACCGAGGCCCUCGACAGCAUUUCUUUCGUACCUCAGUUAAAUGACUUUAUAAAGAAAGUAGUAGAAGACCGAUACAACGAAGAACUACAAAGAAGUAAGUUGAAACUGAACGGAUCAGUUGAAAUCCAUGCCGUCAAUGGUCUGAAGAGUGACCCAUGUGACCUUAGUGUACCGUCCUAUUCUCCAUCCUGCAACGGCCUCCUCAAGGGAGAGUCGGACACCACCGCCUCAGACUCCAACCAUUCUAGUCAGCCUCUCAUUCCGUCUCUGUCCAGCCCUAAUCUUAAAGAAAUGAUCGCGCAGAUGAUCGGCCAAAAACUGGGUUGUGAGGUUCCCAGCGGCAAGGAGGGGCCUGCGACCACCAGCUCCCACCUCCUCCCGCCCACAUCCACUGCCGGGGAGCUGCAGGCCAAGGCGGGGGGCGCGGACAAGCGGGAGCAGAACAAGAAGGCACAAAUUUCAUCUUCCACGUCGACGGGCGGCAAGGGAUCGCGGCCCAAGCGGGGAAAGUAUCGUAACUACGAUCGCGACAACCUGCUGAAGGCCGUGCAGGCGGUGCAGAGCGGCGAGAUGAGCGUGCACAGGGCCGGCAGCUUCUACGGCGUGCCCCACUCCACCCUGGAGUACAAAGUGAAGGAGAGGCACCUCAGCCGGGGAAAGAACAAGAAGGAGAACCCGCCAGCAUACAACUGCUCUCCGCCAGUGGACAGGACCCGCAAGGACAACACCGCCAGAUCCACCAGGACACCGCCGGACACAACCUCCUCCGCCACCACCACCACCACCACCGUGGGUAGGCUCGUCGAGGACACCCCCGCCUCUACCACCACCACCACCACCACCUCAACGAUAGACCUCACUGUCGACGAUAACUCUCAGGGCGGGGAGAGCUCAGGAAUCCUGCCGACAGUAAAGAAGGCUCGCAUGGAAAGCGAAGCCUCGUCUUACUCCACCUUCUCUCCUCUCUCCUCCUCGUCCUUGUCCUCUCCCCCGGCGCCAGCCACGCCCCUGCUCACCAGCCCCUUCUCCAUCUGGAGCGGGGCGCCCGUGGUGCCGCCCUUCCUCUCCCGGUACCAGCAAGACCCUUUCUACGCCUCGCAAAUGAUCCGCAGGUUCCAGGAGGCCGCCACCGUCAAGGACCAGCGGGUACCCUCCCCUGCCAACGCCCACGAGCCCGCCGCCGCCGCCACCCCGUCAUACCAGGGCAGCGUGCUGGACGCCCUCCUCAGGGGCAAAGCCGCCGCCGCCACCACCGCCUCGGCAGCCACCACCCCUCGUCCCGCCGCCCCAGCAAGCGGCGGCAGCGCCAGCACCAGCCCGCCGCCGUUACCGGGUGGUGGCGAGGCGUCGUGGCAGGUGUCCUCUAGUCUGCUGAGCCUGACCAAAGGGCUGGUGAUGGAGCAGCACCAGGGCGAGGACGCUGCCGCCGCGUCGCCCCUCGCCCAGGCCUCAGGGAUGAUGGCCUUCAACCCACUGUACAGCCUGCCCGGCCUGGCCGCCGCCCGCUCCGCCCUACAGCAGCGCUCGUCGCCAACCGACAGGGCGCGGGACGCCGCCAGCCCCGAGGUUAACCUGCUGCCACUGCCCCUCGUAAAGGAGGGCCGCCACCCCACCCCUGUGGCCGCCGACCAGCCCUGAGCCGCGUCGCCCCCGCCACCUCCCCCUCCUCCUGCCCCCCCUCCCGUCCCUGCAGUCAGCGGCGGUGGAGGGAGCCGCUGCUCGCCGCGGGACUCGCCGCCGCCACAGCGCCGCCUGUCUACUUCCGAUGAUCUCUGCGGCUGUGCGUCAGCUGCUCAUACUGACUCCAUCCUCCUACUCAUAGUGAUGACAUACAACAUUCCUGUAAUUCUAUGUUAAUUCAAGAGAUUAACGUACUUUUUAUAGUAUAAUUCAAAUGAGGUAUAUAUAUCACUCUAUUUUAUGAGGACGUGGACGAUGUCAAAGGACGCAUUAACAAAGAAACCAAGAAGUGUUGUGUGACUGCUUGAAAGGCCGCCGCGGAGGCCGCGGCUGCGUGUGUCUGGUGCCAACGAGGGUUUACUUAACGGUAGUCGCGCCCCGGCGGUGGUGCCGCGAUGCCGGUGGUGAUGUGAUGAGAGUGAAGGUGAUGCUGGCAGACAAGAGUUGCACAGCAAGCCAGGGACACCGUGACACUAAUGUUAGGAUCAGAGCGUCCGAAGAGGAAAAGCUGCGCGCCCCCGGGAGCCACUGCUGCUGGCGGGUGGUUGGUCACCACUUUGUGUGUGUGUGUGUGUGUGUGUGUGUAUACGGGCGCAGGGGUGUGGGUGGUUGGGGCCCGCACACAGCCUCCUCACGGUAUUCCCGACAAUCGUUCUCUGCCCUGCCCUUGACGACCGUUUGGUCGUGUCGAGGCGCCGCUCCGGAGCUGCGAGCCGCGCGCGGCCGCCAGCAAACCUUAGGACAGUCCCCAGGCCGCAGUGGCUCCCGGCGGCCGCCCCUCGGACGCUCUGGCCACUCCGACGCUGCGCGUUGCCUUUAGCAGCAGUGAAAGGCUCAUUCCGUAAGUUAUAAAAACGCUUCAGAAUCCAGGUUUGUCUUCUAAUGUUGCUCUUCAUGUAGCCUACCGACCCCGUCCAUGUAGAGAUAUUGAGUAGCAUAAGAGUAUUCUAUUUUGUCAUGGUAGUUGCCGUGAAGACCCACGGGCUAACGUUAUUCAGACCUUUUGAUGCUCCAAGUUGUCUACAUGUAGCAGUUUAGGUCCAGACGACGACGUCUGCUGUGCGUGGAUGUGCUUGUGUCGGAUGCCGCCCCAAGGGCACGUUUCUUCCAAGCUUCCUCCAUACGCUCCUUGCAUCAAGGCACGGCGGCCUCGCUGCUCACCAACUAGUGAUAUGCGUCUACUUGGACCCCUGUGUACGUGAGCGCGACGCGUGCACGCGUACUUCCCUCUUCCAGCGUUCGGUAGUUUUUCCCGUCACCUUGCCGCUCAGGAGGUCCGGGCCGCGCCGCACCUGGCCCGCGCCCGGCGCCUCCCGAGGCCGUGUGCAGGCGUGGCCUCGUCCUCCAGUGGUGCUGCGCGGCCACGCAUACCGAGCGACUCAAUGCCAAAACGAGGUUAUUAGUGACGCUUAGUGAAAGGUGUUUCUUACUGACCCCCACACUAGGCUGUACACCUGAGUGAUUACACACACACACACACACACACACACACACACA